This is a messenger RNA of Menidia menidia (Atlantic silverside), 2229 nucleotides long. The record is from the annotation of a GenBank genome assembly. NCBI's taxonomy places the organism in Eukaryota, Metazoa, Chordata, Actinopteri, Atheriniformes, Atherinopsidae.
GCUGGUGGACCUUUCAGUCAAACGAUUAAGCCAUUAUGUGCUUUGAAAAUCAGUUAAAGUAAUACAAUUAAAAACAACUUCAGCACCAAGGACAGCGAGGAGCAGGUUUUGCUGCGCCGGGGAGCAGGGAUGGCGAGAGUCUGGGGAUGGAAUGGGAGGAGAGAGAGUUGGUGAAUGAGCGUGCUGUGAGUAACAGUGAUUUUCAGAGUGGAUAGAGAGAGCGUUGGCUGGGAUUAGGCCUGUGCUGCAGGUUGGACAGGAUUACGGAGCGCAGAGGAGCGCUUCUCCGCACGGCUCUGCUCCGUCUCCCGGCCCGAUUCAUCCCCCGAUUCAUCCCCAGUCCUGGAGGUAGACUAGCUGCAUGGAAACAUGGCCGACGUCCCUCAGAUCGUCAAAAUUGGGAUUUCCAUGAAGAUGCUCCCCAACAACACGGCGGUGUUCUUCAAGUCGGAUGGUGCCCGCUUCGGACAGACGCGCACCAUCAAGCUGCUGACCGGCUCCAAGUACAAAAUCGAGGUGGUCGUAAAGCCAGGAGCAGUCCAAGCCACGUCAAUGAGUGUGGGUGGGGUGACAUUCCCACUGGAGCAGCAGUCCAAAGACCCCCAGUCUGCGGUCUACACGGGCCUCUAUGACACAGAGGGGGUGGCGCACACAAAGAGCGGGGAGAGGCAGCCAGUUCAAAUCAACAUCCAGUUCACAGAGGCGGGAAUGUUUGAAACGGUGUGGCAGGUGAAGUACUACAACUACAACAAGAGGGACCACUGCCAGUGGGGGAACAGCUUCAACAGCAUCGAGUACGAAUGCAAACCCAACGACACGCGCACGCUCAUGUGGGUCAACAAGGAGCAGUUCGUCUGACGAAACACCUGCUGUGCUCGCAUAUCUUCUCACUCCUCUGCUCGUCCGGUUAAAGAAAAUGAACCCUUCUCUUCCUCUAUGCUGUGAAAGAUAGCCUCUGUUCUUCUGUUAAAAGCAGCCUUGCUGCCAGUCCUCACCGAGGUCCAGUUUGUUUACACCAAUAUGAGAAAAUAACCACGGUUCUUUUCCAAAGUUAAAAGAAAACCCUUCUUAUAUUUGGAUUAUGUCUUUGAUAGAAUAGACAUUAUAUUUUUUCACCUACAGUCCUGUAUCCCUCCAGUGUUGUAAGAUUUAUGUGUAUGUACCGUACUGUAGGUGUGUGUGUUUUACGGAUGGUGCUUAUACAAAUGUGUUUUUCUGCUUAUUUGGAAACUAUGUGCAAACAGAGAGUUUCAUUUCAAAAGCUAAUAACUGCAAAAAAAUGGAAAGAAGACAUGCAAAUGUCCCAUAUGCUUUCCUUUGUUACCUUGCUGUGGUGUCUAAAGCUGAAAAGGGUGACCUUUGUUUCCCCCCCUCUAUUUGAAUCAGUUGUUAUCAAGUUUAGUACUUUUCGACUUUAUAUCCCAACAACAGCAUCACCAUCAGGCCAGGUUUAUGUAUGCAGUGCCAAGUCUUAACGCACAUUAGUGUUUAUGAUGACAAAGAGACAAGCCCGUCAGUUCCCCCUCACAGUUCCUGUUCUAAUCAUCAAAAGAAUCCUCACAGCAUUGUUACCUCAUCUAAAAACUGUUUAGUCACUCUUGACUGUUGCUCUGCAGGCCAGUUUUAGUGACGUUUGGAGGAUAAAUCUUUUCUCUAAAGUAUUAGUCAGCUCAUGUUAUUUUGCAGUAAGAUGGUUUCUCACCUGCUCUGAAACAGCAACAAGAAUUUAUUUAAAAUAUUGUCCAGCUUUGUGCCAUCAAGAUGGAUGUAAAGAACCUUUGCAGUGAAACUCUCUGUGCUGGUGUGUGGUUCGUUACGAUUCUGUGAAGAGUGAAAUCCAGCUAUUUGGGUGGAGUUGUGCCCAUCUUCAGCUCCUUUGUCCUCUACCUCUUCUGAAGGAUGUGUGUAUCUUUGACUUUAAUGAGAGGAAGUGAUGUAUUUGGAGUUUUCUGAGCCUAAACUGUCAGUGAUUUAUCUAACAACUGUCUGUUUUGUUGCGAUAAAUUAUAUUUACAAAAUUGUAUUUUUGUACAGUGAAGUGUUGUAAAAAUAUUUGAAAAUGUGUGUAUUUUGAUAGAAAAUUUUAAAUUGACCUAUGCAAGAUGUUAGGGCAGCAAAAUGACAGUGAAAUCGACUCUCAAUAUCAGUCUUACGUUUUUGUAAAAUGUGUGAUUGUUUAUCAUGUUAUUGAAAAUUAAAUGAAAAUGAAAAACAUUUUGUGGUAGUCCU